CUGAGUGUCAGAACUGAUUGUCUCAGCUGUUCAAAGUCAUUUUUUUCCGGAGACAACGGUUUUGGACAGCAAGCUUGCAUGAUAGGUUCAACAUUGACAUUUGGUAGGCUUUAAUACACAAGCAAAGAAGACAUUGGGGCAUUAUUAUUCCCAAUAGCCUAUCUAUGAUUUAAACGUUUAGCCUACAAUCUGGAUUAUGAACUGAGUUCUAACACCUUCUGGAUAUGCAAAAUCAACUUCGAGAAUGAAGAAAAGGAAAUUGUUUUCCCGGUAGUUCACAUUGGUCUGUUUAUUCAGAAGGUAAUUUACACAUUACACCGUGUUCAUUUAGUGUCGUCAACUUCUGAAUGUUAUGGUCAGAAACUCACGUCACUUGUUCAAAAGACUGAGCUGGACAUGUUCUAACUGCUCCACUGGACAUAGCCUAUUUGAACAGAGCUGGACAUAUUGUGAGCUGGAGCCAAUUAUAUAAACUUAAUCGGAAAACUAAAGUAGAACACGAUUUUACCAUAAUUGUAAAGUUAUUAGUUUCGUUAAUACAUGGGAAAAUAAUACAACUAAUCACAUUUUAAUUGAAAUUUGGAUUUUAACACUGGUGGAAGGAUUGCUUCGGUUGCGCACUGGAAGCGGCUGAAUUUUGCCCACGGAGGCGGCUGUCGAAUUUGAGUGUGGAACGCACCCCCCAAGCCGACAUGGAAGAGUGGCGGCAAUGCGGGCGGUGGUUGAUAGACUGCAAAGUUUUGCCCCCAAACCACCGGGUCGUGUGGCCUUCUGCGGCCGUGUUCGACUUGGCACAGGCGCUACGAGACGGAGUGCUCUUGUGCCAAAUGUUGCACAACCUCUCACCGGGGUCUGUGGACCUAAAGGAGAUCAACUUCAGACCCCAAAUGUCACAGUUUCUGUGUCUGAAGAACAUCCGGACAUUCCUCAAGGUGUGCCACGACAAGUUUGGCCUGCGCAACAGUGAGCUGUUUGACCCAUUUGACCUGUUUGAUGUCAGGGACUUCGGCAAGCCUCUGAAGCCUCUGCACACUGACCUCUGCUCCUCUCGUUUCCUUACCGCUUCCUGCACCAUGGUGCUGAAAAUAAUCCAGUUUCUCAGCAUCCCCACCCUGAACAGUGAGACUGAGCCGUCUGCUGAGCUGUGUGUGGAGCGUGCCUGCAGUCUGCUGAGGUAG
This is a messenger RNA of Salvelinus namaycush (lake trout), 1178 nucleotides long. Its product is annotated as guanine nucleotide exchange factor VAV2-like. The transcript is spliced from 3 exons. The record is from RefSeq and is a predicted model, not a curated record. NCBI's taxonomy places the organism in Eukaryota, Metazoa, Chordata, Actinopteri, Salmoniformes, Salmonidae. The coding region runs from base 693 to 1178 and encodes 161 amino acids. Gene Ontology annotation, biological process: cell migration; regulation of GTPase activity. Gene Ontology annotation, molecular function: protein binding; guanyl-nucleotide exchange factor activity. Gene Ontology annotation, cellular component: cytoplasm.